Messenger RNA from Pochonia chlamydosporia 170, 279 nucleotides. RefSeq lists its product as hypothetical. Lineage: Eukaryota; Fungi; Ascomycota; Sordariomycetes; Hypocreales; Clavicipitaceae. Bases 1 to 279 code for a protein of 92 amino acids. The record is from RefSeq and is a predicted model, not a curated record. The transcript is spliced from 2 exons.
AUGAGGUUCACUGCUGUCCUUGUCGCGGCGUCAGCCAUUGGUGUUCACUGCACUACGUCCAGCACCGCUAGCAGUUCUGGCGCGCUGGCGACCAACCGAAGCUCAACUGCGCUGGUUACCGGGAAAGCUACAACCUCUAGUGUUAGCGGCCGACCAAGCGCUACAACUUCUUCCGCCGCUGCUUCAAGCAGUGCCAAGAAGGCCGGUGCUGGACCAAACGCUGUCGCCCCUGGAGUCGGCUUGGCUGGUAUCUUGGCUCUAGGCGCCUAUGUUGCAUAA